This is a messenger RNA of Schistocerca americana (American grasshopper), 1278 nucleotides long. It is a transcript of the gene St2, whose product is annotated as luciferin sulfotransferase. Gene Ontology annotation, molecular function: sulfotransferase activity. The coding region runs from base 70 to 1083 and encodes 337 amino acids. Gene Ontology annotation, biological process: sulfation. Gene Ontology annotation, cellular component: cytoplasm. The record is from RefSeq and is a predicted model, not a curated record. Lineage: Eukaryota; Metazoa; Arthropoda; Insecta; Orthoptera; Acrididae. The transcript has 7 exons.
GGCGUUUUGAAUACCAAUGCAGAAACAGAUGCGCUCAUAAAAUUUGUGACGAGUUCGACUGUCGACUGAAUGUUUGCCAUGACUCCGAUGGAGAGCACAUUGGACAUUUGGGAAAGGCCACAGCUGGAGUUCCGCCGACUGGAUGGCGAUGUGGGCCGGCGGCUGGACGCGCUGUUCGGCGUUCCAGACUGCCUGCUGGAAGUGAACCCGGGCCGCGUGCUGCUGCCUCCAGAGUUCAAAGAGCUGGCCGACCGCAUCCUCGACCUCACCGUCUACCCGGACGACGUCUGGCUAGUCUCCUACCCACGCACAGGUAGCACAUGGGCACAAGAGAUGGUGUGGUGCAUUGCCAAUGAUCUGGAUUUCAAGAAGGCUAAAGAAACAAUGCAGCAGUUGAGGACACCAUUGCUUGAGCUUUCAGCAAUUAUGGUAGAUGAUAAUAAGGAAUGGAUGAAAGAACUUGGAAAUUCUGUUGAUUUGGUUGAAAAAAUGCCAAGGCCUCGCUUCAUUAAAAGCCAUUUGCCUCUGGAAUUGUUACCUACACAAAUUAAUGUUGUGAAACCCAAGAUAGUAUAUGUGGCAAGAAAUCCAAAGGAUAUGUGUGUGUCUUACUACCACUACUGCAUGUUGAUUCACAACCUAAAGGGCACAGUUGAAGACUUCUGUGACUUGUUUCUCAAGGACCGUGCUCCUGUUGGCCCUGUAUGGAAUCACAUACUUGGAUUUUGGAAGAAAAGACAUGAACCAAACAUAUUAUUUCUCAAGUAUGAAGAUAUGAAAAGGGAUCAAAAAGGAGCUAUUCGUAAAGCAGCAGCUUUCUUGGGUAAGACUCUCGUGGAAGAACAGGUAAACCAGCUGGCUGAAUACCUCAGCUUUGGUAAUAUGAAGAAAAAUCCAGCAGUAAACCUUGAACCAAUUAUUGCAAGGAAAAAUGGUCCCGAAUUUCUUAAUAAGAGUGACCUGCGAUUCAUUCGGAAGGGUGAAAUUGGAGACUGGAAAAACCAUAUGAGUGAAGAAAUGGCUGCUCGUUUUGAUGCUUGGACUGAAGAAAACAUCAGGGGAACAGGUCUUACUUUUGACUGAAAAAGCAUAGUGCCCAUUCUCCCUGGAAACUAAAUACUGAAAAUGAUUUCCAUCAUUUCAUGUUACAAACAGCUACUGCUCAACAACUGAAUCAGUGCACUUCAAAUGUUGCCCUAUACAAAGCAAAGUACAGCGGUAGUGUGGACUCUGUGAUGCAAAUUUUGUUGGAAUGUGGAUCCUACUGUGCUGAGUUUU